UCGCAUGAAAAUCAUUCCGAUAGUGAAAUCGUUUUGUGUGUCGUCCGCGGAAUCUCAAGAAUGCGAUCGAUUUAGAAUGAAAUUGGCGUGAAUUAGUGAUUUAUUGGAAACUUUUCGCUCUUAUCAGAAGUCCUAAGUCGCAGGCAGGAAGAGAAAAAAUUCCUCCGUUUGACAUUUCUAUCGGACGGGAGUCUCAAUCGAAAUCGAAGUCGUUUGAGGAUUUAUUUUCCAAUAGACCGAUUUCAGGCACUUAAUUCAAGUGGAUUAGUUUGCUUUGAUUUUGUUCAUAUUUUUGGAUUUUCUGGGAGUGUUUUGUUUUCUUUGAAAGUUUCUACAUGAUCGCGUUACGUGGUUGAUAUUUUGCUGUUUUUGUUUUGUGACGUUCCUGAGACGCUGAUAAAAUGACAGAUCGUUGUUUUGAUCAAGUGAAUUCUUUACAGAUCGCUGGUGAUCACAUCCUAAUAUACGAAGCGUACUAUAAACAGCUCGAUCCCAAAGAGACCAAUGAGAUCGGUGCACUCGAUGCAGCCAAAUUUCUCAAAAAAUCCGGAUUAAGCGAUGUUGUCCUCAGCCGAAUAUGGGACCAGUCCGAUCCCAGCGGCCGAGGAUUUCUUUCAAAGGAAGGUUUUUUUGUAGCAUUGAAAUUGAUCGGACUGGCACAAGAAGGCUCCGAAUUUAACAUGAAAAACAUCUACAACGAACUGCCGAAACCACCAAAAGUGGGAGACUUACCGAAGGUUCCGGCUCAGGUCAAACUAGUUGCCACAGAGAACAGCGAUUGGUCUAUCAAGCCAGAAAAAAAGCAACAGUACGAGCAAUUGUUCGAGUCACUUGGGCCCAUGAAUGGUUUGCUUCCCGGGGCUAAAGUACGCAACACUUUGAUGAAUUCCAAGCUACCAGUCGAUACACUCGGUCGCAUUUGGGAUCUGGCAGACCAGGAUCGCGAUGGCAGUCUCGACAGGCAUGAAUUCUGUGUCGCAAUGCAUUUGGUGUACGAAGCACUAGACAAACGAGCCAUUCCAGCAACUUUGCCACCACAGUUACAACGCAAUGCGUCUAAUAUUGCCAAUAAUAAUAAUAAUAACGGGUUUGAUGCGUUUGGAAGUGGCGACGGCGGUUUCGUAGCAAACUUCCCCACAGAUAUUGCACCUCCGCCAAUAGUUCCUCCCCUUCCAGCGGUUGCCAGAGCAACACCACCGAUCAUUCCACCAGCACCUUUGGUUCCACUGAUUCCAUCAGGGACCGAUGCUACAAUUUCAAAUAAUGCUUGGGUAGUGACAACCCUGGAACGAUGUCGCUUUGAGGAGAUAUUCAACAAAAGUGAUACCGAUCGUGAUGGGCUAGUCUCUGGACACGAGAUCAAAGAGGUGUUUCUCCAGUCGGGUCUACCUCAAGGUGUGCUGGCGCUUAUCUGGGCUCUGUGCGAUACUAAUCAAAUUGGUAAACUCCGGAUGGAGGAAUUCUGCCUUGCUAUGUGGCUUGUAGAACGAGCAAAAAAGGGAAUUGAUCCGCCAGAGGUACUGGCACCGAACAUGGUUCCUCCCAGUUUGAGGAAGAACUCGAUGGUAGCACCACCGGAACCCAAACCGACGUACAGUAAUCCCGAGUUAGAAAUGAUAUCUAAAGAAAUCGAGGAACUGGCCAAGGAGCGCCGACUGCUGGAACAGGAAGUCGCCCAGAAAGAAGCUGAUGUUCGAAUAAAGAAUGGAGAAAUGAAAAGUUUACAGAGCGAGUUGGACACACUGACAGCGACACUGAAGCAGUUGGAGAAUCAAAAAGGUGAAGCUCAGAAGCGACUCGACGAUCUCAAAAACCAGAAAGUUACGGUAGAUACUGCCAUUGCUAGUGCCCGAGAGCAGGUGAAUAAAAUUCGCGAUCAGUGCCAGAAGCAGGAGGCAACCCUCAAAGAACAGGAAGGCGAGCUGGAUUCCCGCCGUUCAGAGUUGCAAAAGUUGAAAGAUGAAGAGCAGGCGCUCGAGAGGGAAUAUAAUUCCGGCACCAAAGAUGUGGAUCGCCUAACAUCGCAGCUGCAGGAUACGCAGAUCGAGAUCAGUCAGGUCAAGGCGAUGGUUACUCAGAUUCAAGAGUACCAACGGCAGAUGACCGAUGCACUGGCCAUGUUCCGCAAUGCGAUCGAAACUAACGAUCCGGUACUGGUGUCGGAUUAUUCGCUUAAAAUUGAACCCGAAUUUAGAGAGGCUAAACAGGCCCUGGAAGAAAAAGAAGUAGAAAAUGCUAACAAACGAGAUCCUUUCGGAGAUAAUAAAGCGAACGGGUUCGCAGCCACGGAUGGCGAAACAGGCUUCGGUGAUGAUUUCAAAACCAACGGAUUUACCACACAGUUCGACACGAGUAACGGAUUCCAAAGCACCGGUUUCGACGACGGUUUUACCAGUGCUUUCGAUAACAAGAGCAGCGAUCCCUUCGCUUCCUCCGCGGUCAGUGCCGAUCCUUUUGCUGAAUCGAAGGGUUCAGCACCUCAGCCCGCUAAGGAUGAAUUCGGUUGUGAUCCGUUUGCCAUAUUACACGCACCAACCACCGCUAGUCAGAUACUCAGUCCCAGUCCGAGUAAAUCGGUGGCUCCACCGCGGCCCGAAUCACCCAGCCCUGCACUGCCACCGAAGAAAGCAAAACAGCCUCCUCCAAGGCCUGCUCCUCCACGGCCACUGCAGGGCCCUACACCGACGAAACCAGCACCGUCUGCAAUGGACGCAUUUGGCGACAGUAGUGGCGGCAGUUUUGCGAAUUUCGCCGACUUCGACAAUAAGAACCUAAAACCUGCCGUUCCAACAAACUCCCACCUAGUAACAUCCGCAUUCACACCGGCCGUGGUUUUACCACCAUCACCAAUUGCUGGUCGCGGUACCGGAGCCUCACCAUUGCCGGUGCUCUUGGGUGCUUCCUCCAUCACAACUGCCACGUCGAGUUCGCGCAUCACAGCCUCUCCAGCACCUAGUGAACCGGUAAAACCGGCGGUUCCCGGAACAACGGCAGUCGAUUUCGUUGACGAUCCGUUUAAAGACUAUCGGUACGAAGAUCCGUUCAACAUCGCCGAUCCGUUCGCGGAUGAUGACGCCGAUGGAACGAGCACUGAAGACCCAUUCUCCUCGGAUUCUAAUACAUUGAACAAUAAUCAGGCCUCAGCAAGCAUGAAGCAGAAAACGAGCGAUAGAUCAACUGGAAAUCAGCUGGAAGAUUUGUUCGGAGACGCACGCAAUAACAACUUCCUGUUCGGAGCGAACGAAACGGGAUUCAAAUCUAGCGCUAGUAGUGGCAUAAAAAAAUCCGGUGAUCCGUUCGAUGCCUUCAAUGAUAAUUUUAGCAAAAAUGUUCCGGAUCAUUCAACCCAACAAGAUUUACUAUUCAAAGCCUUUGGAGCAACGGUGGAAAGCUCAACCGGUUCGAAAAAAUCCAAAGAUGCGUUUUUCGGUGCUGCCGCCGCCAAGGUCAGUCCGUUCGAGGAUGAGUUCACCCAUGAAUACUCCGAAACGAGAGACUUUUCGAACAAUAACCGUCGCGUUGUGGAAAAAUCAUACGCCGGUGCUGCGAAACCAGCGUUCUCGGAUUCAAGCGAUUUCGCAAAUUUUGAUGUAUUUAGUAAUAUUAGCAAUAAUCUAAAAAACAACAACAGUUUGAAGCGAAGUAAGGAAGGAAAACGGGCCGUUCCGACGCCCCCACCAGUGACCAAGUUUAAUGAAGAUUACUCUAAGGACGACUCAUUCGAUUCGGAUUUACAGGCUGUUCUGGAACGAUCUAGGCGGGAACAGUGAAUGAAUUUUCUAUUUCUUUUACAGCGUGAAAUUACUUUCGAAUAUCAGUGAACUUAAGCGAAAGAGAGAGAGAGAGAAAACAGCUGAGGAGAGGUGCAUUUUAAUACUUAACUUUUACAAACAUUUUCCUUGUUCGGAAACAAUACUUCUUUGGAAUUUACUGCACUUAUUUGAAAAAAUAGAGAAGCAUUUUGUCUUGUACUGUACAUUCUCGUCGAAUAAACUGACGUCUAGUUGAACUCGUUCAGAACAAAAUACAUUCUACUCAAACUCAAACUUGAAGAAUACAGUAUGCGCCUUGAAAUAUUAAACAAUAAUUUCUCAGAAAGAAUGACAUUCGACCACGUUUGAGAAAUAAUUUCCAUUAACUUUUGUAUUGUUUUAAGGCGCACACUGUUUACCAUACAGGUGGUAUUGAUCGAGUAUUUCAUCAACAAAACGGGGUGCAUAUAGAGCAAUAUCGUGUAAUCUGUUACGAAGAAAUUAAUCAAAAACUUUCCGAUGCUUUAAGCUUUAUUAACUAUGAAACAUUGCCUCACAUUGACACAUGAACACAACUCGGGGCGUGUUCACAAAUAAGUGAUAGACUCAAAUGCCUAUUAUCAAGGUUGUAAAUAUAUGUUACUACUCAAACUCUUAGCUUUAUUUAGCUCAAAGAUUUCAGUAUAAAACUCAAACUAAAACUGGUAGAAGUAUAAUCCCAAUCACCGAACACAAACAAUUCCGAAGAAUCUCAGUUUCCUUUUACUUAUCGACUGAACUGAUUUAUGUCAACUUGGCAAACGAAAACAUCAUACUACUGACAUAUCACAUUUUAAAGCAUCAUAGCUUUAAUGAUAAAUUAUGCAGUGGAAAGUAAGAUAUAUUCAUUUCCUCUAGAGUGUUUUACUAGUGCAGAGUGUUCAGAGUAAAACAUAAAUAGAGUAAAAUUAGCCUGAUAUUGUAAUAUAAUCAACAGUAGAUUCCAUGCUUUUGGGCUUGAUAUUCAUAUGAAAAAAAAAACAAGAGUCAAGCGGUACUGAUAGUACUGAAAAGUAUAAAAUGUGGUGCAAAAACAGUACGCGGAGUGUGGUUAUGUAGCAAACAAAGCGUCAAGAGAAAAAUUCCCGGUUUUGAUCCUCAUCGCAUUAUAUUUCCGAAUACGAAUGGGGGUCAGACGUUUUAGGCAACCUACUGUUUUAGUCACAAUUCAAAUCAGUUGUACAUGUCCGUUAUCGAAAAUUCAUAAAUUAUAAUUGUUGUGUGGGUAUUAGCAAACAAAUGUGCUACUGCAAAUGUAUUAUAUUAAAUAAAAAGUAUAAUAAUAAAGUAUAUCUAUCUUUACGCAAUAGAAACAAAAUCAAA
Molecule: messenger RNA, 5114 nt
Organism: Malaya genurostris
Lineage: Eukaryota; Metazoa; Arthropoda; Insecta; Diptera; Culicidae
Gene: Eps-15
Product: epidermal growth factor receptor substrate 15-like 1
Exons: 11
Coding region: 402-3770 (1122 amino acids)
Biological process (GO): endosomal transport; endocytosis
Cellular component (GO): clathrin coat of coated pit; cytoplasm; plasma membrane
Molecular function (GO): calcium ion binding; cadherin binding
Source: RefSeq, a predicted model, not a curated record